GAACUUUGAGAUGAAAAUGUACUCUGGCCCCAUCACCCAGGAAGAGAUGGAGAAGGAUUUCAAGCUGUUUAUACACACUUCAUUACAAGAAGGAUCUUUUCUGGAAAGAUUUCUUAAAGUGUACCAACAUAUGAAAAGACUCGGUAAUUUGGCAGUCAGCAGUUGUGAACAUCUCCUGCAAAACAAAGAGCUCAUGAGCUAUCUUGAGGAGAGCAAGUUCGAUGCCAUCCUUACAGACCCUGUAAUACCUUGUGGGGUGAUCCUGGCUGAGCAUCUUUCCCUUCCUUCUGUGUACUUCUUACGAGGAAUCCCAUGUGGGUUAGAUUUUGAAGCCACUCAGUGUCCCAAUCCUCCUUCCUAUGUGCCCAGGGCAUUUUCAGAACUGACAGACCACAUGACCUUUCUCCAGCGAGUGAAGAACCUGCUCUUUGACACCCAAAACCUUUUCCUCUGUAAUUUUGCCUUUGACCCGUUCUCAAAACUGGCUUCAGAUUUCCUGCAGAGGGAGGUGACUGUGCAGGAUCUCUUACGGAAGGGCUCUGUUUGGCUCCUGAGGCUGGAAUUUGUGCUUGAUUAUCCAAGACCCUUGAUGCCCAACAUCAUUCCAAUUGGAGGAUUAAACUGUGCUCACAAGGAGCUGCCUCAGGUGGGUCACACUCUGUUUUCAAUUUGUGUGGUGAUAGAUUUCUGUGUUCAGGAGCCUUGAAUCUUGUGUUGCAGGUGGCAGUUUUCUUCCCAUGCCGUGUGUUUGGAUGAAUGCUCAUGAAUUUUUCCCUCCCUUUCCUUUUGUAGGCAGCAGUCCUGUACCUUCUCACCUCUAAAGUGUGCUCUGCAUGUGCUGUUUUCAGUUCAUGGAUUCAGAGCUGCUUUGUGUGACUUUGUGUAAC
Passer montanus (Eurasian tree sparrow) is the source of this 887-nucleotide messenger RNA. RefSeq names its product UDP-glucuronosyltransferase 1A1-like. The record is from RefSeq and is a predicted model, not a curated record. The coding region runs from base 11 to 706 and encodes 231 amino acids. The transcript has a single exon. Lineage: Eukaryota; Metazoa; Chordata; Aves; Passeriformes; Passeridae. Gene Ontology annotation, molecular function: UDP-glycosyltransferase activity.